This is a messenger RNA of Gossypium raimondii (Peruvian cotton), 978 nucleotides long. Its product is annotated as NAC domain-containing protein 83. Gene Ontology annotation, biological process: regulation of DNA-templated transcription. NCBI's taxonomy places the organism in Eukaryota, Viridiplantae, Streptophyta, Magnoliopsida, Malvales, Malvaceae. The coding region runs from base 218 to 838 and encodes 206 amino acids. Gene Ontology annotation, molecular function: DNA binding. The transcript has 3 exons. The record is from RefSeq and is a predicted model, not a curated record.
GUCAACAUAAAGCAAUUGGAACGGAAUGGAUGUUUUAGUCAAGGAAGGAGUUCUCCCACUCAGUCACACACUUUGUUUCAAUUUUGCCUAUUGCCAUUCUUUUACAUUUAUAUAUAAAACAGACCUCCGUGUCUUUGCUUGAUUUGUAUCACCUGAGUUUGGUUGGUUCAGAUUAAUUUGAGACAUAUACCAGAUAAGGUAGGGUGGAAGAGGAGGGAUGAAGAUGCCGAUAGGGUUCAGGUUCCAUCCGACAGAUGAAGAGCUGGUGGUUCAUUACUUGAAGAGAAAGGCCUUAAGCCUUCCCUUACCUGCUUCAGUCAUUUCCGAGUUUGAUGUUUUGGGGACUCAUCCUUGGAGCUUACCAGGAGAGGUGAAUGAAAAGAGGUAUUUCUUUAGCAGCAGAGGCAGAGACGGAGGGGGCAGUGGUGGGUACUGGAAGCCCAUUGGGAAAGAGAAACCAAUAAUAGAAACAGGAAGCAAUGAGGUGGUAGGGAUGAGAAGAGCUUUGAUUUUCUGUGGAAGGAAGCCUUCUAAUCACACCAACACUCGAUGGUUCUUGCAUCAGUAUCGCCUUCUUCAUUUUAAUUCAACUCAGAUGGUAAAGGGGGAAAUGGAUGGAGAUUGGCUAGUUUUCCAAGUGUUUCAGAGGAAAAGAAAAGCUAGAAAACAUGCAGCGAAGAUGGCUACUUGUAUCGAUUUCACAGCUGAAGACUGCCCCGUGUUCUAUCCACCUCCUCCACCCACUUCACCAAGUUCAAGUGAAAUUACAGAGGUGUCCCCCAAUGGCUUAGAUGAGGAAGAAAGCAGUUCUUUCAUUACUUCUUGUAUCAGAAACUAGUGACAAUCACUUAUAUCACAUCUUUUACUAUUUUCACUCUUCCAUAAGAAAAUGAGGAAAUAGGUAAAAAAAGGAAAAGAGAAAAAGGCAAGUUCAUCGUGUUGUGCAAGCAAAAUCCAAAACCUUUUCAGUUACCAUCA